UUAAUGCUGAGUGAGCAAUUGCAAUGAUAACUAGCUAGAUCUAGCUAGCUCUAUGCAAGAAUCACAACUAGUCUAGUCCUGUACAGCUAGACUAGUACCUGUAGAUCUGUCAGCCAUCAAUAAAGGCCACAUAGACUAUUAUUAUGGAGAGUAAGAACCAAUCCUGGUGCUUCAUUAAUCGUGACUGUGAGUACACUCACAUACUGUUCCCACCACCAAAGUUGGAACUAGGAGGCUGUAAUGAUACCAAUCUCACCAACUCCUCUUGCAUCGUCUUCCCCUUCUGUGUACAAGUGCUCAGCUGGAGAGUCGAUAACACUCUUGUACGGGUGUACGACCUGGUUCUGCUGGUUCUGAGUGCCUUGUUCCUCUGCUUCCUGCUCAUUCAGUUGGUUGCCAUGGUGCGCAAGCUGCAGGGUAGCGUGGCUCUCUUCAGGAUCCUCUACUUUAUGGUGUUUGUCAUCCCGACAAUGAGCUGCCUGUAUGGAGUGGUCUCCAUGUGCAUCGGAUACUACACUGUUGCUGCUAAGGCUCUGCACACACUUCUGAGGGGCUCUAUCCUCAUGACUGAGCUAUGUGUUGUUGUCUUCGGUCUCUUCUUCAAGUUCUACAACAACAAGCAAUGCAAGUUGGCUGUUACAGUUUGUAUCAUUCUAACAGUGGCUGGGCUGUUCACAAUCAUAGAGGGAGUGAUGGAGUAUGAAAAACCAUUGCAUUUGGCUUGCUAUGACUUCAAUUUUUUUACUCAUGGAGGGAUGGUGUUUCUAUUUCUUACAUCGAUACUCUUCACAUUUGCUUACCUGAUUACGUACGGAAUGUACUUGUUCAAACUACAUGAGCGUUGGAGUUUGCCAUCUAAAAAAUCUUUUUAUAGGUAUGCCUUGUUUCUGUCAUUGGUAAACCUUGUUCAGACAACGGGUAGUCUAAUGUGGAUCAAAGGAGGAAAUAAUGAAGAAGUUGGGAGUGCAGGGAUUUGUCUUACCCUAAUCACAAACGUCAUCUACAUAACAACCUUUCCACCAGUGGUUUAUUGGAUUUUCCUUAGUAACUACUUCAGAAUGAACAAAGAUCUGAAGCAAGAGACUGCCGCGUCCCGGGACGGGGAAAUCAAUGUAUCAGUAAGGGACAAAUCUGUCGACCCAUUCAAAGUGACCAGUUGGAGCAUAACAAAGCCUCUAGGCAUUAGAAAGAAAUCCCGCUUCCCUGACAACUCGCUAUUGGCUGAGAGCUUUGGUUCGUCCAGUUCAUAUGGGAGCCUCAAUGAUGAAGAAACGUUCAUUAAACGAUUAAAUCCACCUGAUUUUGUUAAGUGAACUCAUUAACCUCACCCCUUGUUUGUUGACUGUUUGUAUUAUAUACAAUAGCUUUUCAUAAUAAUUAGUGUGAUGUGUGACACUCCACACUGUCGACUGUAUAAAAAUUAUUGUUUGGUACGUUA
Halichondria panicea is the source of this 1438-nucleotide messenger RNA. Its product is annotated as transmembrane protein adipocyte-associated 1 homolog. Gene Ontology annotation, cellular component: plasma membrane. The record is from RefSeq and is a predicted model, not a curated record. Lineage: Eukaryota; Metazoa; Porifera; Demospongiae; Suberitida; Halichondriidae. The transcript is spliced from 11 exons. Gene Ontology annotation, biological process: G protein-coupled receptor signaling pathway. Bases 144 to 1313 code for a protein of 389 amino acids. Gene Ontology annotation, molecular function: G protein-coupled receptor activity.